Torulaspora delbrueckii is the source of this 426-nucleotide messenger RNA. RefSeq names its product sphingosine N-acyltransferase subunit LIP1 (gene LIP1). The coding region runs from base 1 to 426 and encodes 141 amino acids. The transcript has a single exon. The record is from RefSeq and is a predicted model, not a curated record. Lineage: Eukaryota; Fungi; Ascomycota; Saccharomycetes; Saccharomycetales; Saccharomycetaceae.
AUGGCCAGACGUAAAGCUCAAAUCAAUAAUCUGUUUAUAUGUACCGUUAUAUGUUUGUCAAUUAUAGCGGCCGUUGAAUAUUUCAAGUACGGUACUAGGAUCAAUUACGAAUGGUUCCAUUGCACACCGGUCGUCGAAAAGAUUGGUACACCAGAGAGCUCAGUGAUUAUGCUCUCAUCUCGUGGGGGUCCUAGCUGUGAUAAGAGAGGCGAGUUCAAGACUAUUGUUAAGAGAAUCUCUAGGGAUUUCGAACCAAACAAUGAACAUUUAUCCUUCUGUAUAAAGGAGAAUUUGGAGGUCCCACCAGUGCAUUAUCCAAUCCAUGAGAAUAAAGGCCUACCAGGCUACAUUGCGUAUGCUGGUUAUGACAAGGAUUACAGUUUAGUUAAGGAGAUGUGCGCUGAUACACAAAUUUAUCACUUUUAA